Messenger RNA from Astyanax mexicanus (Mexican tetra), 1875 nucleotides. RefSeq lists its product as uncharacterized. The transcript is spliced from 3 exons. The record is from RefSeq and is a predicted model, not a curated record. Lineage: Eukaryota; Metazoa; Chordata; Actinopteri; Characiformes; Acestrorhamphidae. Bases 1 to 1875 code for a protein of 624 amino acids.
AUGUCAUCGGUGCAGCGGCUGCACCACCAAACUGAUGCGCCUACCGGGACGGGACAGGGUGAGAGAGGACAGGACGGGACAGGAUGGGACGGGGUGAGAGAGGGUGGGACAAGAGAGGACGGGGCGGGAAAGGACGGGACAGGACAGGAGAGGAUGGGACGGGUUCAAUCUAGAAACCUGAGUCUACCAGCGAACCAGUGCAACCCUGGCUCUCCAACUCCGUCCACAUCAGCCAACAGUUCUUUUGCACAACCACCCAACCACCCGCACAUCCACCCAACCACCCGCACAUCCACCCAAACACCCGCACAACCAUCCAACCACCAGUACAUCCACCCAACCACUCUCCCGCACAACCACCCAACCACCCGCACAUCCACCCAACCACUCUCCCGCACAACCACCCAACCACCCGCACAACCACCCAACCACUCUCCCGCACAACCACCCAACCACCCGCACAUCCACCCAACCACUCUCCCGCACAACCACCCAACCACCCGCACAUCCACCCAACCACUCUCCCGCACAACCACCCAACCACCCGCACAUCCACCCAACCACUCUCCCGCACAACCACCCAACCACUCUCCAGCACAACCACCCAACCACCCGCACAACCACCCAACCACUCUCCCGCACAACCACCCAACCACUCUCCCGCACAACCACCCAACCACUCUCCAGCACAACCACCCAACCACUCUCCCGCACAACCACCCAACCACUCUCCCGCACAACCACCCAACCACCCGCACAACCACCCAACCACUCUCCCGCACAACCACCCAACCACUCUCCCGCACAACCACCCAACCACUCUCCAGCACAACCACCCAACCACUCUCCCGCACAACCACCCAACCACCCGCACAACCACCCAACCACUCUCCCGCACAACCACCCAACCACUCUCCCGCACAACCACCCAACCACCCGCACAUCCACUCAAACACCCGCACAACCACCCAACCACCCGCACAUCCACCCAACCACCCGCACAUCCACUCAAACACCCGCACAACCACCCAACCACCCGCACAUCCACCCAACCACCCGCACAACCACCCAAACACCCGCACAACCACCCAAACACCCGCACAACCACCCAACCACUCUCCCGCACAACCACCCAACCACCCGCACAUCCACCCAAACACCCGCACAACCACCCAAACACCCGCACAACCACCCAACCACUCUCCCGCACAACCACCCAACCACCCGCACAACCACCCAAACACCCACACAACCACCCAAACACCGCACAACCACCCAAACACCCAACCACCCGCACAACCACCCAACCACCCGCACAUCCACCCAAACACCCACACAACCACCCAAACACCCGCACAACCACCCAAACACCCAACCACCCGCACAACCACCCAACCACCCGCACAUCCACCCAAACACCCACACAACCACCCAAACACCCGCACAACCACCCAAACACCCAACCACCCGCACAACCACCCAACCACCCGCACAUCCACCCAAACACCCACACAACCACCCAAACACCCGCACAACCACCCAAACACCCAACCACCCGCACAACCACCCAACCACCCGCACAUCCACCCAAACACCCACACAACCACCCAAACACCCGCACAACCACCCAAACACCCAACCACCCGCACAACCACCCAAACACCCGCACAUCCACCCAAACACCCGCACAACCACCCAAACACCCACACAACCACCGUCCCAAACAAACAUACACCUGCACAACCACCCAAACACCCGCACAACCAUCCAACCAACCACCCAACCACCCGCACAACCACCCAACCACCCGCACAACCAUGCAACCACCAGUACAUCCACCCUCCUGCACAAACAUCCACCCGCACAACCCCAUAA